AUGUGUCCUCCAAAAAACGUGAGAACUAGGCAGCACAACAUUAUAUCCAAAUUGCCAGAAGUAAUUGGCGAUGCAAAAAAUGCUUCUACGAAGGAACAGUGUUGGGAUUUAUUUGUUAACGCAGCUAUAACCAUGAACAUUGUAGAGUGCAUUAACAUAUAUAUCGAAACGAUUGCCAACCGUUACCAAGACAGCUCUGAUGUAAGACCAAUUACAAUAACUGAGCUGAAAGCCUUGUUUGGUCUACUCUAUCUGAUCGGAGUAUACCAUAGCGGCCGAACAUCUAUUUUUGAGUUCUGGGCAACUGAUGGAACUGGAAUAGUUAUUUUUCCCGCUACAGUGGCUUUGAGAAGAUGCCUACGAUUCGACAACAAACAUACCAGGGAGGAACGUAAACGAGAAGAUACUCUCGCCCCCAUUAGAUACGUUUUUGAAGCCGUUGUUAAAAAUUUUCAGAAAUGUUAUUCCAUCGUACAAUAUUCCACCAUCGAUGAAAUAUUGCUAGCUUUUCGAGGUCGUUGCAGCUUCAGGAUGUACAUUCCCAACAAGCCUGCCCGAUAUGGGUUGAAAGUUUUUUCAUUAGCCGAUACUCGAACGUUUUACACUCUGAACCUAGAAAUUUAUGCAGGUAAGCAGCCAGAAGGUCCGUACAGAGUGAGCAACGCAGCCUAUGAUGUAGUUGAAAGAAUUGUUAAACCGAUUACGAAAUCAAAUCGAAACAUUACCAUGGACAAUUGGUUCACUUCGGUGGAAUGUGCUGAAAAUUGA
Molecule: messenger RNA, 768 nt
Organism: Leptinotarsa decemlineata (Colorado potato beetle)
Lineage: Eukaryota; Metazoa; Arthropoda; Insecta; Coleoptera; Chrysomelidae
Product: piggyBac transposable element-derived protein 4-like
Source: RefSeq, a predicted model, not a curated record